Spirodela intermedia is the source of this 1534-nucleotide messenger RNA. The record is from the annotation of a GenBank genome assembly. NCBI's taxonomy places the organism in Eukaryota, Viridiplantae, Streptophyta, Magnoliopsida, Alismatales, Araceae.
AUGAAGUCUCUGGUGAGUUGCUUCUUCUUGAACAAGGAAUCGAAAUGGUCCUAUCAUCAUCGGAUUGAAGUCAACGCCAAUGUCAUUAUUAUUACCAUUGAAUAAUGGAUGGUAGCUGGAUAACGUUGAAGUUUUUCAAAUUUCUUGUGGCGAUGGACGCUGUAGCUGGGCGGGAAGGGGGCGAACCUGGCGGAGAUGGCAAGCAUCGGAUUGUCGGUGCCACCGGGGCUCACCAUAUCGACGGAGGCCUGCGAAGAGUAUCGUGAAAAUGGCAAUCAGCUGCCAUCGGGCCUUUGGGAUGAAGUUCUCGACGGCCUCGGCGCCGUGGAGCAGGAUAUGGGAGCGGCACUUGGGGACCCCUCCCGCCCCCUCCUCCUCUCUGUCCGGUCUGGCGCCGCGGUACGAUGCUCACCACGAUCAGGCUACUCCCCAAAUGCGCCGGUGCAACCGUCCUUGCGCUGCAAAACGUAGUUUGAUUGACGGUCAAAAUGCCUGAUUAAACCACCUGCUGAUCGUCGUUGCAGAUUUCUAUGCCGGGGAUGAUGGACACUGUUCUCAACCUGGGCCUGAACGACGAGGUGGUGGCUGGAUUAGCCGCCCGGAGCGGGGAGCGCUUCGCCUACGAUUCCUACCGUCGUUUCUUAGACAUGUUCGGUAACGUGGUAUGCGAUGAGCGAAUCACUCCCUUUCCUCGUCUUCGUUCCUCUUGCAGAGAUUUCUGGUAUUCUCACUCAUCGAUGCUAUCAAAGGAAUCAUUCACGACGCUUAAUGUUAAAAUAGGACCAAGUUACGGCAGUUUCGAGGCAGGAUGAGUCCAUUCUUCAUGCUUACUUCCCAUCUCCAUAAUCUCCAUCAAUGGCUUCUUUCUCUUCGUGGAAUCGCUGACACAAAAAUUAAAGUUUGUCGUUCUAUGAAAUUAUAAGAGAAAUUUUUGGUUCGCAAUAAUUUUUUUUUGAUUCACUGGGAUUUUUUCCACAUAAGCAUUGAAGACAUUUGUACUUUUAUUUUAUCAUACUUUUGCUUUUUACCAGUCUCUAAUUAAUGUACAUUCUUUGGAAUCUCAUUUUUGGACUUCUCAACAGGCUCCUCCUGUUCCUGUCUCUUCCUAGCCAAUCCCUCCAUCUUCUCCACCUCAGCCUACUCCUUCGUUCCCAUGGUUCGAUCCUUCCCAGUAAAACGCGGCGGAUGCUUGUUGGUUCUACGGUUGCCCGUGAAUUUCCCUUUCGGGUAGCGCGAGUGAAAAUGCCAGCUCCAGAACAAGGGACAGAGAAGGCACAUGUUAAAGUGCCAGUUGAGUUAAAGUUUUUCGUAUCGGGAACAACUAGUGUGAAACUUUUUGAUUUUAUCGCUUCGGAACGUACAUGCCGCUCAUGUCGUUUGACAUGGUAUCUUCGGUACUGGUCUUACGAUAUAAUAUCCAGCCAUUGUGCUUGACAUUCACAGUGGAUCUAAGGGUCAUGCAAUAACUGCACGAGCCAUUUGUUGUUACUGAGAUACGCUUGUCUUCAUGUGUAUUUUACGUUGGUAUAGGUAA